UUCACUCAGUCUACGACCGUUUGCCACGAGACUUCGAUCUCCAUCGGUCUUUUCCCGUCUUUCUCUGUCUAUCCUUCCUUCUUUUUCCCUCUCGAAGGGCAGAAAGCAACUACCACCACCACCGACACCGUCGCCACCACCACCGCCACCCACAACUACCACCACCACCGUCGCUAGCGUCACCGCCACCGACGACCGGGCAGACCCACGUAGUCUAAACGUGAGACUCGUACGGACGUCGUCGUCGUCGUCCUCGCCGGUAGUCCUCGUACACUGUUUUUCGAGCCAGCUCUUCGGUUCUAUCUCCACUUCGUUAUUCGACACCUAAGUUAUCAGCGACCCAAGGUACGGUGCAUUUUCAUUGCAGCCAUUCGACGUCGGUCCACAGUUUUCAUCCCCGUGUGAUAAAGAACCAGCACCAAGAUGGCAGCUUUCGUGGCGAAGCAGAUGGUUGGUAACAAGCUGAACGCCGUUAAAGGAGCCGUAGGUGGCGAAGGCGGAGACGAAGAUGACAAGGAGAAGGAAGAGGAAGCCGAGAGGGAAAGGCAAGAAGCGAUCAGGGAGGCCGAGGAACGAAGGAAGGAGAAGCACCGUAAAAUGGAAGAGGAGCGAGAGAAGAUGCGACAAGAAAUCAGGGACAAGUAUAACAUAAAGAAGCGAGAAGAGGUACAGGAAAUGACCCAAGAAGAGCCUAACCCUUUGAUGCGCAAGAAGAAGACGCCAGAGGAGUUGGCUGCGGAAGCUGAAGCGGAAGACGAGGACGAGAUUACAAAACUCAAGAACGUGUUAGACACGCAUAUACAAGAGAUCAAAGCGCAAGUACUGGAAGGUAAAUGCGAGCUCCAAUAAGCCUACCCACACCCUUGAAGCGGUCGGUGAACAGGGUGGCAUCAUGUGUCACGCCAGGGCCGUAUCCGCCUCUCAGCCCCUACGACAUCACGAGAAACGGAACCAGCGAGAUCGAACGUUGUCGGAGAAGCGAAGGGAAAGAACGAUACUGGAAACCAUCAGCACCAAUGUCGUCGUCGUCGUCGUGGUCGUCGUCGUGUUGUUUCAACUUAUCAUCGUCUCGAGAUUCGAAUUGGCCAGUAAAGGCGAUAAGAGUGUCAAAGGAAGCGACAAACACUCGAGACACAGCGAGAAACACACUUCUCGAGGAUCGUACUACAACCGAUCCCGUCGAGAAGGCUUUCCUAAGUUACACCGAGGAUGAUCUCGAGGAAGAAGCACGUCGACCAAACGGAAAAGCUAUGAACUUCGAUCGAUAUCGGUGACGAGAGAGAAACUUUCAGGAAAUAUAAAGGUAUCGUCGUUGUAGUCGACGUCGAGGACGAAUGCUUUCAGAAAGACGAAUCCUCGAUGGGGAAGUUAAGAAAUGUUUAAAAAUCGAUGAAAAACCAUCUGACGAAGUGUAAAAACAUCAAGUGAAGGAUUUAAAACGACGCGAUCGACGAAGACUUCUUCGGAACGGAUAAAAGCAGGCAACGUGUACGAGAGAAAUUACGCUCAAAAAUUCCCAGGAGAAACGAGGAGAACGGAGACGAUCUUGAACGAGGACGAUGACUGAACGAGAAGUAAAAAAAGGAAACGUGGGCGAAUUGGAGAACGCGAGAGAGAGUAGAAUCGGCGAGAAUUCGUUUACGCCUUACAGAUUCGAAGGAAGAAGAAAGACGAAGAUGAUAAAGGGAUAAUCAAAAUGGUCGUUCGAUCGGUCUGUCUUUUCGGAUAUCGUGCGAAUUUCGAUGGCGUAAACGCGACGUGAGCAGUCGAAGGGCGCGUGCAUAUAAACAUACCUAUAUAUAUAUAUAUAUAAAUAUAAAUAUAAAUAAAGAAAAAAAGUAUAUAUAUAUAUAUACACGAAUAAGAAACAAGUUUAAACAAAAUGAAAAAAAAAAAAAAGACGUAAAAUUAGUACCUAAGUUUCUAGCGAAUUUUCGAAUAGUGAUGUAACAAAGAACACUCCCGGUAGUAGAGUUAACGUAGUCACUAGUUCGUUCGACGGCUGUUCAAAACAACAAGGAGAUCAGAAAAGGAGGGAGUCAUUUAUUAUGAUGAUUAUUAUUAUUACAGUUAUCGAUUAUUAUUCUGAUAGUUGAAUUAUAACGCGGUCAUUGUUCUUAUGAUUGUUAACCAUUGAACCGUUUAUAUUUAGAGACAAUGUUAAGACAAGGAUCGAGGGCCACGAGAAACUAGAGUCAAGAGACCAACAGUUAACAAUACAAAGACAGAGAAGAAUCGUUAGAGAAUGACUGAAUUAAAUAAAUUAGAAAACAGGGAACUGAGAAAUGUUUGAGCGUAACCGGCGGCCCUUGCUCUCCUCCCUUCCGUCCAAAUUCGAAUUUUUUCGAUCACCUUUGUCGGGCAAUCGCGUAACACCUGAUCGAUUCUUAGAUACGUGUUUAGUUAGAACGCCUUAACGAGAAUAAAAAUAAAAAAGAAUAAAAAAAAAAGAAGAAGAAGAUAUCGACGCGAAGAAUAGCUCGACUGAUAUCCGAGCAGCACUGAUACUUCCCGCGUUUAAAUGUAAAAAUGACAAAAAAUGCCUUUCUUUCAUGUUUAUAUACGGCACGUUUCUAUCGAGUGUUAAUUAAAUACAGUAGGUUAAUCAACGUUAGGCAACAGUGUUCGUGAACGAUUUUGGAGGGGACAGGGCCUAGAGUCGAGACACCGUUCAUUAGCUAAUGGAGUUUCAGGUGUUACCGCCGGGAACGUGUUCGAGCCAAGUUAGUUACCGUUCCAUCGUGUUUGUUCCAGUCGUUGCGAUAAAUAAUACAAUUGAUUAGCGUUCUCAAUGGUGGCAACGACACUGGACGGGAUGGAAAGAGCAAUCGACUGCCGGCAUGUAACGUCAGCCUUAUACAUAUACGAGAUUUACACUUUAUCGACGAAAUCUAUGCGAUUAGAAAUCGUUAGAAAUUUUCAGUGGUCAUAUUUGCCGAAUUUCCUCCUUAAUUUGGCAGAUUGAAAUUAAAAUUAAAAUUAAAAAAAGAUUUGAUCUAACAAAAAAUUACUAAAUUCAAAAAUAAAUUAUCUCGUCGAUAAAGUGUUAAAACAUGCUCCUUAUCCAAAGGGUUAAAGAGACUUAUCAUGAAUCCAUUAUACUGUGAAUAGGUAUAUGUAUAGGGUGGAAAUAAAUGUGCGAUGAAAAUGAAAGGCAAGCAACUUCGCGCGACUAGUUGUUUCUUUUAUUUUUUUCUAUAUACGUGCAAUGAUAUAUAAAAAAAAGUGUACUUUCUUAUGUUCUGAUAGGAAUCUAUUCUUGCAUCUUCUUCUUCUUCUUCUUCUUCUUCGUGACUAUCGAAUCUUCUCGAAUCGAUUCUGACUCUAUAACAACGACUAUCCUCUGAUUUCUUCGCCAACUCGAGAUUCUCCUAAACACGCGCUCUGUCAUACUCGUUCGAAUUCAAAAGAAUAAACAAACUCUCCUGGACAAUACGCCGCAUACUCGAGGAAGGAUCACGCGUUUCUCAAUGUUUCGGAAAUAAUUAGAAAAAAGAACGGAUUCCGUGAUCUUUCAUCGACGAUACGAGUGACGGAUGUUAAGGUCAGGACCGCGUCCCAGUUGGCAAACUAGCAAAAUAUCAGCCUCAAGUCGGAUGGCCUUCUAUCCAAACGGACGCAUGUCAAGCUUUCUGUGUUCGUGGGCUGUAAAAUGCACCCUGUGUUGUUUAAUACGCGAGCACCUGUUAGUCGAUACAGCGUCGACUGUUCUCUGUCGUUUCCAGCCACGUUGCUUCGAAAGGUUCGCGUAACUACCCAAUGAAAAGCCGAGCGAGAAUUCGUGCCUCGAAACGAGUUCAACUUUGUUUCAGCCCUCGAUAAUUCAUCGAUAAUAUAAAAGUGAAUCCUGGGCAAGUUUUAACGAUCGAGCAUAUUUCAGCGAUUUAUUCGGGAACGAACCGGGGAUGAAAAUCACCGGAGCGAUGCCUCGUUAUAGAUGGAUCGUUGAAUUUUUCCAAAGAUCCCGGAACCGAGGGAAAAGUAAGUUUUCGCUGCGGUAAGAGCUUCCGGGAAAAGCUUCCCUCGCGUUUGCGAACUUUGCGGAAAAUCAACGUAACGAGAACCUUCUUACACGUUUCUUGACAGUCGGUCUCUUGUCAACAAACAACCGACAACUUUUCAAACCUCUCGAAAAAUUCCUCCAUUAAGGGAGAAAAAUUUCGAGUAAUUUCUUGCAGUCACGCGAACCUUCACUGUUCAACGUAGACGAACUAUAAAAUAAAAUGUGAAAACUAAAAAAAAAGAAAAAAAAAGUAUGAAAAUAGAAGCAACGAAGAGUAAUAGAUGGAUGUGCUUUUCAUGUGUAAAUCUAUUUGACGUAGUCUCUCUCGUGUCUCAACGUGCAUGCUACCUGCCUCUCUUGUCUAUCGAUAUCGAUGUCGUUGGUUGUAUGUUCUCUACUAUAAGCAAAUAAGGAUCAUCGAAAAUCAUCCGAUCGAUCGUCUAUCAAAUUCGAAUUACACCUGUAUUUUGCUACCUGAGCCGAAAAGCAACCUCUAUGAAAGAAAGUAACCAGAGACUAUAAUCGGACGUAAUCGCGAUGAUUUUCAAUGAUUUCGAAACCCUCGCAUUAUUUCUCUCUGUACGAUCGCGAUCUUUAGAUGGAAACGCUUUCAAAUUACCUAGAAGUACCUUCUUCCCUUCGUCCUCUCUCCCGAAAGCAUUCAGAAAUUGUUUCGCUGAACUUUCCUGUACGAUCUACUCUUAACACACACUUGAAGUCAAUUACUCAAUAAUUAAUCCAAAGAUAUAUCUAUAUUGAUUCUAGACAGAGAAUAAUACACACGUACGUUAAUCUUAUCAAGUUUUUUCGAUAUGCGUGGAAACGGUGUUAAACGGGGAUUAAAGAAGAGGUGUCGAAACAAGUUGAAAGUGAAGGUAAAUCGUUCCUCGAAAGGAUCGUGUUCUUAUCAUUGCGAUUAAAGAAAGGAAAGCAAUUGACGUCAAAUUAUUUCAACAAACAAACGCAUUACGGUUCGAUAAUUAUCGCGAGAAACUUUCCAAAUUUCAAUUAGGAUUUGAAUGAAAUUGAAAAAUGAACUCUGAAUAACCGGAAUAUUUUCUAUCUCUACAAAAUUGAUCCUAAUGAACGGCGAACCGUAAUGUAAUUAAAAUAGACAGUGAUGUACAAUUCGCAAACUGUUUUCCUUAUGCCUUUUUUGCGCUCUCUGUGUCUCUCUUUCUCUUUCUCUUACGCUCUAUUUUUCUCUGACAGCAAUCUUUCUCUCUGUCUAUCGUCUUUGGGAUACCCUUCUUGCUCGAUGUGUGACCCCUUAUUGCUCUAAUAUUCUCUUUCAACUCACGACUACUUAAUCGUCGCGUAAAUGCACUUCAAGACAACAGAAAAAAAAAAUAAAUAAAUAAAUAAAAAUGCGUGAAAUAAAGAAGACGUUGUUACCGCUGAUUAAUGUCGUGUGUCGUUGUUGUUUCUCGAUGUGAUUUCAGCAUGUGAAUGUUGCUCUAACAGUAGCUAAGUAGUUCGACUCUUUGCUCUAUUCUUGUCCCUCGUGUAAUUAUGUAUUGUUACAAGCUCCACACAUGUAACUUUCAAUGGAUUUGAUUAAAGAGCUUUGUGUGCCUUUA
Molecule: messenger RNA, 5583 nt
Organism: Osmia bicornis bicornis
Lineage: Eukaryota; Metazoa; Arthropoda; Insecta; Hymenoptera; Megachilidae
Gene: cpx
Product: complexin
Exons: 6
Coding region: 424-849 (141 amino acids)
Biological process (GO): synaptic vesicle exocytosis; neurotransmitter transport; regulation of neurotransmitter secretion
Cellular component (GO): SNARE complex; terminal bouton
Molecular function (GO): syntaxin binding
Source: RefSeq, a predicted model, not a curated record